GUUGCUCGUUUCGGUCUGAAGGGGGCGGAAGUUUGUGUGUGUCACUUCCUGAUCCGGGGAGGGGAAGCGCGUGCGCUUGUUUAUCCUCGGUUUUUUAUUACGAGCUGCAAAUUACAGAGUUUUCAGACUGUGGUCCUGGAGGCUCGUAUGCUGGGUUUCUUGAACUCGACAUGUUCUGUGACCGCCAGAGAUUAGAGUUGUGAAUAGAGACUUUUAGAAGGACGGACUAGAGUUUGGAUGUUCUGAGCGCCCUGACGCGGAAAACGCUCUAUUUUCCUCGAAGGCGGCAGGUCCAGCGGGGUUCAAGCCAUGUCGGACGGACGGAUCUACGUGGGAAACCUUCCCAUGGACGUCCAGGAGAGGGACAUUGAGGAUCUCUUCUUCAAAUACGGAAAACUUCGGGAUAUUGAGCUGAAGAACAACAGAGGCACCAUCCCGUUUGCCUUCGUGCGAUUUGAGGACCCACGGGAUGCGGAGGACGCCGUCUUUGGAAGGAAUGGAUAUGGAUUUGGAGACUGUAAGCUGCGUGUGGAAUAUCCACGAUCUUCCGGAUCCAAAUUUAGUGGACCUGCAGGAGGAGGAGGAGGACCGCGGGGAAGGUUUGGGCCCCCGUCGCGCAGAUCUGAGUUUCGCGUUAUUGUGACGGGUCUUCCUCCCUCUGGCAGCUGGCAGGAUCUGAAGGACCACAUGCGGGAGGCUGGAGACGUGUGUUUCGCUGACGUGCAGCGUGACGGCGAGGGUGUGGUCGAGUUCCUCAGACGUGAGGAUAUGGAGUACGCACUGAGACGCCUGGACAGCACAGAGUUCAGAUCUCACCAGGGAGAGACGUCCUAUAUCAGAGUGAUGGAGGAGCGGGGCACAAGCUGGGGUCGCUCGCGCUCCCGCUCCAGGUCUCGAGGACGAUACUCACCCCCGCUCCAGAGCAGAGGGUCACCGCCGCCCCGUUACCGUUCGCCCCCGCGUCACAUGACCCGCCAUAGCCCACCCUCCCGCCGAGCACCGCUCCAGCAUCACAGCCCGCCCCCGCGCCACUAUCGAUGAGCGGCCUUCUCCACCGCCACGACCCCUUUUCUUUCUCUAUUUUGUAAUUUAUAGUCCAUUGUAGGAACCCAAUUGGCCUUAUUCACCGUUCAGUUCAUGGAGAGCUUGCGAAUAUGUUAAUGAUCACGUGGAUGAUGCUGCAUAUUUUUACAGAUGUGGUUAUGAUUGUGAAAGUUCUGAAGAUGAAUAACCUGUUUUGUCCCAA
Sinocyclocheilus rhinocerous is the source of this 1246-nucleotide messenger RNA. Its product is annotated as serine/arginine-rich splicing factor 9. Gene Ontology annotation, molecular function: mRNA binding. Lineage: Eukaryota; Metazoa; Chordata; Actinopteri; Cypriniformes; Cyprinidae. The record is from RefSeq and is a predicted model, not a curated record. The transcript is spliced from 5 exons. Bases 310 to 1041 code for a protein of 243 amino acids. Gene Ontology annotation, cellular component: cytoplasm; nucleus.